AUGUCAUCAUUUGAUUUAGAAAGUAAUACUAGCGAAAGUGGCACAAUUGGCAGAAAUGCUUCCAUUAGGUUAAGUGCCAAUAUGAUGAUGUCAUCAGAUGCUAGUGGAUUAGGAUCAUCAAGUGGUGAUAUUUUAAUGGAUUUAGAUAAAGAAUUUGAAAUGUUAUUAGACAAAUUAGCAAUAGAAGAUCCAGAAAAAAGAAGACAAAUGUCAAUGUUACCAGAUUCAUCCAAAAAGACAUUAAUAGAACAACAUAAAGCCGAUAUCUAUAGAACCAUCAGACACAAAGGUCCAAUCGAAUCCUUCUCUGAUGUCAAAGCAGUUAUUGGCUCAAUCAACACAAAAUCAAUUUCAAUUGAAGUAAUUAAAACCUUACGUAUUCAUUUAAAUACUGCAGAUCGUGACUGGAUUCAAAGUUUUUUAGAUUUAGAUGGUGUACAACCAAUAUUAAAUAUUUUAAAAAAAAUUGAAAGAGGUAAAAGUAAAAAGAGAAAAGAAUUAUCAAUUUUACAAUGGGAAUGUUUAAGAUGUAUUGCAGCAUUAAUGAAAAUUAAAAUUGGUAUGGAAUAUGUUGCAUCAUUUCCACAAGCUACCAAUCUUAUGGUUUUAGGUUUAGAUACACCAUUAAUUAAAGCCAGAACUUUAAUUUUAGAAUUAUUAGCUGCCAUUGCAGUCACUAAUAGAGGUCAUGGUGCAGUAUUAACAAGUAUGAUUUAUUAUAAAGAAGUUAAAAAAGAAGAAAGAAGAUAUCACGAUUUAGUUCAAACUUUAAAAUCUGAAAAUAAUUUAGAAUAUUUAAUUACCUGUAUGUCAUUUAUCAAUUGUAUCAUCUCAUCACCAAGUGAUUUAACCUCACGUAUAGAAAUUAGAAAAGCAUUUUUAAAUUUAAAAAUUUUAAAAUAUAUUGAAAAUUUAAGAACAGAAUAUAAUGAUGAAAAAAAUUUAUUAACACAAUUGGAUGUUUUUGAAGAAGAAUUAUCAACUGAUGAACAAUUAAAUUCAACACAAGGUAAUCAAUUAAGUAUGGAAGAUAUAUUUUCACAAAUUUCAUCAAGAGUAACUGGUACACCAUCACAACAAGAAUUAAUAAAUCUUAUGGGUCAUUUCCAACGUAUGUCAUCCUCAAGCUUAGGUCUUCGUGUUUGGAAUUUAUAUAAUAAUUUAGCUUCACAAUUAGAAGAGGAAUUACGAGCCCAUCCAGAAUUAGAUAUUAAUAGUUUAUCAUUAGCAUUUCCUGAAGUUAAAAAAUCUGGUGGUCUCUUUGGUUUUGCCAAAUCUAAAUCACCCUCAUCAUCUCCACAUUUAUCAUCUCAUUCAAAAAAUGUAAAUUUAAAAAAAGAAAUUGAAGAAAAACAAAAAACAAUUGAACAUUUAUUAAAACAAUUAAAUUCUUUUACUGGUGGUCAAAAUAUUGAAAAAUGGAUAGCAGAAAGAGAAGAAAAAAAUAAAUUAAUUGCUCAAUUAAUGGCACAAAUAAAAAGUGGUAUUGGUGGUGGUACAGGUACAGGCACAGGUACAGGUAAUGGUACAGGUAAUAGUGAAAUUGAGGAAACAUUAAGAAAAGAAAUUCAAUUAUUAAGAAUCGAAAUUGAAACAUUAAAAAAUAAUCCAUCAUUAUUUUUAGGUAGUCCAAAUUCAAAUGGAGAAUUUUAUUUAUCAUCACCAAACAGUGGUUUAUCUCCAUCUUCAAAUCUUUCACCAAGUCCAUCUGGUGAACCACCAGUUGUUGGUGAACUUUCAUCAAUGAAUACAGAUAAUAGUGGUAUUUCAAUCAAUGUUCCUGACUUUGGUAUUCCACCACCUCCACCACCUCCAGGUGUACCAGGUGCUCCUCCACCCCCACCACCUCCAGGUGUACCAGGUGCUCCUCCACCACCCCCACCACCAGGUAUGAAAUCAAAUAAACCAGCCAAACCAAUUAUUAAACCAUCAGUAAAAAUGAGAAACUUCAAUUGGGUUACCAUUCCCGGUGUUAAAGUUCAAGGUACAUUUUGGGAUAAAUUGGAUGAAACUGCAUUUAUACAAGCAUUAGAUAAAAAUGAAUUAGAGAGUUUAUUUAGUGCAAAAGCUCCAGUCAAAACUGAAACCAAAGUACUCACCAAAAAAGUGGUUAUCACUGUUAUCGAUGGAAAGAAAGCAAAUAAUUGUGCAAUUAUGUUACAACAUUUCAAACUAUCAAAUACUGAAUUAAAGAAAAUGCAAAUCAAUAUGGAUGAAAAAGUACUCCCACUCGAAAGUGCAAACUAUCUCCUUCAAUUUGUACCAUCCAAAGAAGAUAUUGAAGCCAUUAAAGAGUAUGGUGGUGACCCAUCAUCAUUAGGUCCAGCCGAACAAUACAUGUUAACUGUUAUGGAUAUACCAAAAUUAGAGAUUCGUCUUCGUUCACACAUUUUCCGUUUAAAGUAUCAAUCAUUGGUCGAAGAUUUGGUACCAGAUAUUAAAGCCAUCAAGAAUGCCUCUUUGGAAUUGAAAAACAGUAAAAAAUUCCACGAAAUUCUCAAAUUUAUUUUGGCUAUUGGUAACUAUGUCAAUGGUAGCACUACUCGUGGUGGUGCAUUUGGUUUCAAAAUUGAAACUCUCACUAAAAUGAGAGAUGCCAAAAGCAAUGAUAAUAAACUUUCAUUACUUCAUUUCCUCUCAAAAACCAUUCAAGAUCGUUCACCAGAACUUUGGAGUGCACUCAGUGAAUUGGUACAUUUAGAACAUGCCUCUGAAAGUAGUCUCAACAAUAUUGUAACCGAUAGUAGUGAAAUUAAGAGAUCACUAGACCUCAUCGAAAGAGAAUAUGUUCCAUUUGUAAAUGACCCACUUUUCGCCAACGAUAAAGCUUUCCUCAAUAAAAUUGUAGAGUUCCAAAAAUCUGUUAAACCUCAAUAUCAAAAAAUUGAAAAAGAUAUCGAUGAAAUGAACAAAGCCUAUGAAGAAGUUGUAACUUAUUUCGGUGAACCAAAAGCUACACCACCAGAUCAAUUCUUUACCAUCAUCAGUGAUUUCCUUGAAGAUUUAGAAAAGGCACAUCGUGAAUAUCAAGCAAUGCUUAGAAAAGCCGAAUUAGAAUCUCUUAAAAUGGAAGAUCCAGAAAAAGGUGGUCUUGAAGAUUUAUCAUCACAAAUUAGAUCAGGUCAAUUAUUUAAAGAAAGAAGAAAAUCAAUUACCCAAUCAGUUUUACAACAAAUGAAUGCUGAAGGUUUAAAAAAACAAUUAAAACCAACUAUAACAAAUAAACCUCAACCACAACCACAACAAAAUAAAAUUGAACCACCUUCACAAUCAUUAUUAAAACCAACUAAAUCGAAUAAAUAA
This is a messenger RNA of Dictyostelium purpureum, 3303 nucleotides long. RefSeq lists its product as uncharacterized. Gene Ontology annotation, molecular function: actin filament binding; small GTPase binding; profilin binding. Gene Ontology annotation, cellular component: actin cytoskeleton. The transcript is spliced from 4 exons. Lineage: Eukaryota; Evosea; Eumycetozoa; Dictyosteliales; Dictyosteliaceae. The coding region runs from base 1 to 3303 and encodes 1100 amino acids. The record is from RefSeq and is a predicted model, not a curated record. Gene Ontology annotation, biological process: 'de novo' actin filament nucleation; actin filament polymerization; actin cytoskeleton organization.